CUAAUUAGGAGAUGACCAAUGACCAAUGUAUGACCCAGUGUGAUGCGCCAGUGUUAUUCUGCCACUGAUUCGACCCUUUUCCCACUUCAGCGCCAUUCCGUUUCUGUGCAGUUUCAAGCAUUAGCCGCACAUUCAAAAAUACGUUGACUUUUCUGCGCUAUGGGACUUCGCCUCCCAUGCGACUCUUCAAAGCCCUUCGUCCAGCGCAGGCAUCUUCCGAAGAUGUCUCUCAACGUUUGCAGCGCUUGGAGGCUACCGAAGCCGAGGCCGCCUCUGACCUCAAAGGUGCAGCUGAUGAAGCCCAAGAGGCCCAGUCCCAGUGCAAACAACUGCGUUCGGCUCUGGCUAGAGCAGAGGAAGAGUGGGCAACUGCCAGGCGGAGGAAGCUCGACAAUGAAGCAAAACAGGCCGCAGCAGAGACUGCGGAGAUGGAGUGCCUCAAGGAGACCAUCAGUUCACUCCGCGGCCAGGCCCAAGCUCUGUGUGCUACACGGGACCAGGCCAAGCAAAUGCUCGUAAACAACAAGCUGGAAUUGCAGUCAAUUCAGCAGAGAGAGGUGGAACUCCAACGUGAAGAAGGACACCUCCAAAUCCAGCUCGAGGCAAGAUAUGAGGAAGAAGCACACCUGGUAGAAAGCUGCAGGGAUUUCCGAGAGGUUUUGCAUCGCCUUGAUGCGCAGGCAGAGUCUUUGGCAGCCCAGGAGGAUGUCAUGAGUGACUGCAGCAUCGACACAGACUCAGCCAUUCCAUCCAGCACGGCCUUUGACCAGGACAAGCUUCACAAGGCUUGGCAUUUGGAAGGGGAGCUGCUCACUGCCAAAGAGCAAGCAAGGGAGCUGCGCCAAAGAUUGGCAAAGGUCCAGUCUGAAGACUUCUCCACACAAAAGCAGUUGGGGGGCCAAAAGGGCCAAGCCGUAGAAGGUGGUCCAGCUUCGUUACAGGCCUUGGACGCUGGAGCUUGUGAAGCCGGACGGGAUGUUUUGGUCCUUCAAGAUGCUCCUACUAGAGCCUCAGGCGGCAGGCAACCGCUGGGAGCCAAGAGAGGCUUCUUCGCCUCCAAGCUCAACGACACAAGUGAGUUAGAUGCUCGGUGUGUGGCCGAGGAAAACGUCACAUUGCAAAGCGAGGUGGAGGAGGCGCGCCAUCAACUUGAAAUGGCACAAACUCGUUGGCAACAUGGUGCUGCUCCUCAUUUGCAGGCGGCUCUUCAUGAGUCCAGGGCCAAACUUCGCAGCUCCUUGCAGCAGCAGCUGCAGGCGUCGCAGGAGAUGCUACAGUCGUUACGGGCUGGCAUCAUCCAGGCUGAAGAACAGCUGGAGGCAGAACAUCAAACACGUGGCGAAGGGCUGCGUCGGCUGUGGGAUGUGGGUGAGUGUAUUUGCUAAUGAUGUGGGUGGUGACGAGACUAUGGACGGCGUCGAUGAGAUGAGGCGGUGUUGUGGGACCGAGUUGAAGAAACCGACUAAAUCGUCGUUGGUGGCGUGAAGGGUGAUGUCAGGAGUCAGGAAGAAUGGAAGCGAAGUAUUGGUGGAAGUGGUGCCACAGUCGAAAAGAUGUUGGAGCAUGGUGUCAGGCGCGACUGGUCACGCGGAAAAGUGUGCCUGCGAGGGAGUGGAAAUAAGAGAUGAUUGCAUGGCCUUUGGAUGGACAAUGCCAUAUGGGAUGGCGAAG
Durusdinium trenchii is the source of this 1671-nucleotide messenger RNA. NCBI's taxonomy places the organism in Eukaryota, Dinophyceae, Suessiales, Symbiodiniaceae. The record is from the annotation of a GenBank genome assembly.